Molecule: messenger RNA, 293 nt
Organism: Aspergillus ruber CBS 135680
Lineage: Eukaryota; Fungi; Ascomycota; Eurotiomycetes; Eurotiales; Aspergillaceae
Exons: 1
Coding region: 67-276 (69 amino acids)
Source: RefSeq, a predicted model, not a curated record
UGUCAAUAAUGACAAGGUCCCGGGCGAGUUCAUCAAAAUCGGCUAUUCUGAGGCGAUUGUUUGACCAUGGGCAUCACUUGUUUGCAUACGGCCGCCUACGUUCAUAUCCAUUUCUCCUUCGCCACCGUCACGAAUGACUACCAAGUCAAUGUAACAUUAUCCAGGACUAGUUUGACAGGCUCAAGCAAAUGGGGUCCCUCAAACGUAUUCCUUCUUUCGGUGGAUGGUCGUCUUCGACGCCCCAAGAUUCCUUUCUCGUCUUUCGCAAAGGAGUGACAGACACCAACCGAGAG